Messenger RNA from Talaromyces atroroseus, 2121 nucleotides. RefSeq lists its product as hypothetical. Gene Ontology annotation, molecular function: zinc ion binding; DNA binding; DNA-binding transcription factor activity, RNA polymerase II-specific. Gene Ontology annotation, biological process: DNA-templated transcription. Gene Ontology annotation, cellular component: nucleus. NCBI's taxonomy places the organism in Eukaryota, Fungi, Ascomycota, Eurotiomycetes, Eurotiales, Trichocomaceae. Bases 1 to 2121 code for a protein of 706 amino acids. The record is from RefSeq and is a predicted model, not a curated record. The transcript has 4 exons.
AUGGAAGACCAUGUGGCCCGUCGCACCGACCAGCAGGCACACACUGGCCCGCGCAAGUAUAUGAGCAAAGGCCGUCGGGCCUGCGACCUUUGCCGCUCGCGCAAGUCUGCUUGUCAGAUCGAAGUCGCGCCGCCAUGUCGUAUGUGCAGGGCCCACGGCCAGCAAUGCGAGUUUACGAACCGGGUGGUGCGCAAGAAACGGCCGGCUCCUCAUUCAGUGGCUGAGGAGGGUGGUAAUGCGCCGGUAUGGCAUCCAGAAGUACGACCCGCGCAAUCCGAUACGGAGCAGCUGUCGUGGCCGCAGGGUUUGAAUUUUCUGUCUAUGCCUGAAAAUAACUUGGCUUCUGCGUCGCCUAGCAAUAUGCAAGGCCAUGUCUUUGGCGGCCCGGGCUUGAGCCACACUUCAAACGAGCAGCUCACACCCGGUUUUCUGUCUGGUCCAGAAAACGCGGACCAGUUCAUGAUAGAUGACUUCAUGCUAAGCAUAUAUGAAGGGAGAACACUGCCCGACGUCUAUCAAGGAACAGGAAGUGGCCUCAACUCGCUGGAUUAUUCGCCGCUCACGUCUCAAGUGUGUGGUCUAACUGGCGAUCAAGACCCCUACGUCCUGCGCCAUUAUCAAUAUGACGAGAAGUCUGAAUUCGUGUUCUCGAAACUCGCUAUUCGCAAGGUUCAGGAUGGGCCGGUCCCAGUUCAAUUUUUGCUGUCAAAGCCAGAACUGAGUGCGGACUCGCGGUCUCAGACUGUCCUUCGCCAUGGGCCCCAGACGAACGAGACGCCCUCGUUGUCGGAAAUUGUGCCGCCGGAAGUUGCGGAACGGUUGAUUGAACUGUUCUUUCGCUUUGUGAAUCCGCAAUUUCCAGUUCUAUCCGAAGCAAAUAGGCCAUGUCCCCGGACAUCACCGACUCACCUCCUCGCAGCAAUAUAUUCUAUCACACAGCCUUUCACUGUGUUCGAUGACAAGCUGUCGAUUGAGCUUGCAUAUAAUCAUCCAUCACCACAGUCCCUCUCUAACAUUGCUUGGCGCUCUCUUAACGACGAAAUACCCGAACCCACGAUACACUCUCUUCAAGCCGCACUAAUCAUGUUAUUGCAGCCACCUAGUAAUCCGUUAUUGCUCGAAAGUCCCUUAAAAUGGGCACUUCUUGGGCUUACUGUGUCGAUGGCACAGACCCUUGGUCUUUAUCUGGAUCCAACUGCCUGGAAUCUGCCUCCGGAAGAAGUCGAAAGCCGGAAAAGACUUGCUUGGCUAGUCUGGGCGGCUGACAAGUGGUGUGCGUUCAGCUUAGGCAGACCGAGCCAUAUUUCGAGAAAUGACUGGAUGAUUAUCGAAUUGGAUAUCGAACAGAAUCAUUCUCUGCCUGACGCAGCUGACCAGAGCAGUCGGUUCUAUACUACGCAAUUCUCGAAACUCACCCUGAUUCUAGAUUCGGUUUUGGCUGAUUUAUACCAGGACUUUAAGCUGGCAAUCACCACAGCCCAACCCAUUCUACAAAGACUCGAUGAAUGGCACAACAGCCUUCCCUCAAUUCUCGAGAUCCGCAGAGGCAACGAUGGGAACAACACAGAUCUUCCAAACGGAUCGGCUUCGCUCCAUAUUGCCUACCAUGCCGUCAAAAUACUAGUUUUUCGUGCAUUGUUACGACCAUUUAAUCAACCAAAUAACCCGGAUUCUACGACCACACAAGACCAUCAGAGCCACGCGGACGACUGGCUUGCCGCGAAAAUGCGGAUUCGCAAUGGCGCCCUUGCCGAAGUGACUUCAGUGCUUAGCUUGAUAUCAUCCUUCAGACAGGAACACUAUCAAGCCUUCUGGGCUCCUUGGUCCAAAACAAGCUUUGCGCUAGUUACAAAUCUUCUGUUCUUGUUAUCAGCUACAUCUAAUCGCGACACUAGAACAGCGGCAGAAUUGUCCUCGUCGUCAUCGCCAUCGCCAUCACUAUCAUCGCCAUCACCCGGCAUGGCAGGCCGUGACGAGUAUGCCGAAUGCCGGCAAGCUCUUGAACGCGCGCGCACCAUAUUCCGAUUGCAUGCGAAGGCGCUUGAUAUGAUGCGACUCGCGCUCCUGCGCAUUGAUGCUAUUUUCUGGAUUGGGUGGGAGCGAGUCUUGGGGUUUAAAUGA